AUGGCUUCCUCUUCUCUUGCUCUCUCCUCCCUCCUCCUCCUCCUCCUCCUCCCUCUCCUGGCCUCGGCCAAGGGAGGCUUCAGCGUCGAGCUCAUCCACCGCGACUCUCCAAAGUCCCCACUCUACGACCCUUCGAAAACUCUAUCCGACCUGGUCCUCGAGAACGCCCGCCGCUCCAUCGCCCGCGCCGACCACCUCCGCCGUGCCUUCUCCCUGGCUGCCUCCGAUGGCACUUACCAGUCCCCGGUCGUCUCUGACACCGCGGACUACCUCAUGGAGGUCAACGUCGGCACGCCGGCCAACAAGUUCUUCGCCAUCGCCGACACCGGCAGCGACCUUACCUGGACCGACUGCGAGCCCUGCGAAGGCUGCUACCCGCAGGAUUCCCCCCUCUUCGAUCCCACAAAAUCUUCCACCUACCGCGACAUCUCAUGCCAGGCGGACGCCUGCGCCAAUCUCCCCCAUGCGAGCUGCUCAAACGACAGCUCCACGUGCCAGUACGCCUACGGCUAUGAAGAUGGAUCGCACACUUCCGGCAAUCUUGCAUCCGAGACCUUCACCUUCGACGUUGCCGGCGGCCGCCCCGUCAAAAUCCCCAAAGUGGCGUUCGGAUGCUCGCAUGAUAGCCAAGGGAGCUUCAGCAACGCAACCGCCGGGCUUGUCGGCCUCGCCCGCGGUUCUUUGUCUCUGGUUUCCCAGCUGGGCUCCGUCAUUGACAAGAAAUUCUCCUACUGCUUGGUUCCUUACUCCGAAAAAUCCGUCUCGAGCAAGAUCAGCUUUGGUGCCGACGCGGUAGUCUCGGGCCGGAAUGUGGUAUCCACUCCUCUUAUCCAGGGUCUUAACGACACUUUCUACACCGUUUCUCUCCAGAGCCUUACCGUCGACGGCGAUAGUAUCCUGGUGAAUAGCGGGGAUGUUAUAGUCGACUCAGGCACGACCCUGACGAUGCUCGAUCCAAGACUGGUGCGAUCAUUGGAGGAUAAGUUGACGAAGAUCAUCGAUCUCCCGACGGUAAAAGAUCCCGAAGGGGUGUUCAACCUGUGCUUCGAUGUCAGCAAAAGCCGGAAAGUACAAUUCCCGGAUAUCACGUUCCAGUUCGACGGGGCGGCUUUGACAUUGAGCUCCGUCAAUACGUUCAUUCCGUAUGACGAGAAUACUGCGUGCCUUGCUAUCGUGCCGACCGAGGAGCUUGGGAUCAUUGGCAACAUUGCUCAGCAGAACUUCAACAUUGGCUAUGAUCUCGAGAACCAGAAGCUCUCCUUUUCCCCCGCGGAUUGCACCAAGUUCUGAAGGGUUCUUAUUAGCUAUCGAUGUUUUCCCUUCAGUGUCUCCGUUCACU
This is a messenger RNA of Phoenix dactylifera (date palm), 1339 nucleotides long. The record is from RefSeq and is a predicted model, not a curated record. NCBI's taxonomy places the organism in Eukaryota, Viridiplantae, Streptophyta, Magnoliopsida, Arecales, Arecaceae.